CUGGGCGGUCUGCAGCCUGGAGCGUCUCUAUGACUCCCGUGCAGCCGCUCUAGCCCGCGCAGGGGGCGGUCGGAGCGGCUGCGCUAGGCAGCGGGAGGUCCAACUCGUUGGCAGGGACGCGGCCUCCAUGCGGGCCCUAAGGAAGGUGCUAAUCACGGUCGCAGCGGUGGGCGCAGGGGCGGGCAUAGGGUCCGCGCUGUUUGCCCUGGUGACCCCGGGGGAGCUGCAGAAGCAGGCGAUGCUGAAGGAGAUCCCCGAGCAGCACCCGCAUCACAGGGACGAGAAAGCAUACACCCAGAGACUCGUGAUGGCCACGCUGCAGGAGGCCGCGGCCACACAGGAGAACGUGGCGUGGAGGAAGAACUGGCAGGAAGGCGGAGGCAGCGGCACCAAGGGAACUACGCGAUGCUCAAUUUUUCUUUCAGGAGGAUUGAACCCAGGGCCCUCGCCCUUACUACAUCCCCAGCAGCCCCACUCCAUUUUUUAAAUUUUGAGACAGGAUCAAACUCUCCAGUAAACUCAUCAGUGUACACCUGUAUAGUGUUAGGUUGAGGGACAUGUAGCACCUAAGGAGCAAUGCCUUUUAUGGCCACUAGUGUGACAUUGGUGAAAAGAACUGUCUAAAGAUCUGGUUCAACUCUUUCCUGCAUGUUAGGAGUUUCGGUUGAGGUGGUGCACACCUGUGAUUCCAGCACUCAGCAGGCUGAGCCAAGAGGAUCGCUGAGUUUGAGGCCAGCCCAGGCUACAUAGGAAGGCCCUGUUCAAAAAAACAUAAAGGGGGCUGGGGAUUUAGCUCAGUGGUGUUGCUGCCUGCCUUGCAAUUGGAAGGUCCCAAGUCAGUACCCGGUACCAAAAACAAAAACCAUAAAGGGCAGUGCCUGGGCUCAGUAAAUGUGGGCUGUUACCCCUGUGCUCCCCCAAGGUUUUUACUAUUAGUUUCCAGCCCCUCACUCCACCCUCACUGGGCAUGGAACCCAAGGGCUCUCUAGCACUGAGCUAUAUCCCCAACCCUUUUUAUUUGGAGAUAGGGUCUAAGUUGCUAGGCUGGGCUUCAACUUUAUUCAGUUUGAACCUUGGCCCAGCCUCUGGCUUACUAAGCACAUGGGUUCUCACUGAACAACACCCUCAGCCCAUGUAUUUCAUCCCCUGUGGAGCCUAAGCAUGACGAAGAAAGGUUGUAUUGAUUAAAGCCAGAACACUACUCUGUUAGAAACUAGGGCUGGGAGGUAGCUCAGUGGCACCACACCUGCCUCACAAGCAAGUUCCUGAGUUCCAUCCCUGGUCCCAGCCCCCCAAAAAGAAAUUAAAUCCAGGCAAGAAUAUAUAAGGCCAACACCUUCCCUUUCUCAUUAACUUAUACCCUGCCCAGCUAUUCAGGAAGGAGCCCGGCAUGUACAGAACACAGUCCAUUUAUUAAGAGGAAGAUGUCAGUGCCUUAACAAAGAUGUAGGUCAAGGAUGGUGGGAUAAGGUUCUUCAGCUGGGACAUUUCUUGGCCA
Messenger RNA from Fukomys damarensis (Damara mole-rat), 1498 nucleotides. RefSeq names its product ubiquinol-cytochrome-c reductase complex assembly factor 3. Gene Ontology annotation, cellular component: mitochondrial inner membrane. The record is from RefSeq and is a predicted model, not a curated record. The transcript has 3 exons. Gene Ontology annotation, biological process: mitochondrial electron transport, ubiquinol to cytochrome c; mitochondrial respiratory chain complex III assembly. Lineage: Eukaryota; Metazoa; Chordata; Mammalia; Rodentia; Bathyergidae. Bases 128 to 487 code for a protein of 119 amino acids.